AAUGCUCCACGUCACCUGGCUGAAAAGAUGGCCGUCGUGUAGUGAAUGUUUGACAAAUUUAUUUACCGUGAGUGAACUUGCUAGGGUACCGUUUAUAUAUAAUUGCACGCUUUAUGCAAUUUCUUGUGUGUGAAUCUUUCUAGAAACCGGCUACGUGUUUUGCUUUAACGCAAAACUGCAAACUCGUAAACAUUCUUAAAGUGAUCGUAGCCAUUCAGGUCUAAACACAACCACAACAAUGGCUAACGCUAUCAAGCAAGUCAUCAAUGAGGUGGCUGAGAAAGUCAAAAUGCCAUCCACGCCCACUCGACUGAGGGAUUUGAUCCGUCAGAUCAGAGCUGCAAGGACGGCUGCAGAGGAGAGAGCUGUAGUGAACAAAGAAUGUGCAUACAUCAGGUCAUCCUUCCGGGAAGAAGACUCUCAGUGGAGGUGUCGAAAUGUGGCAAAACUUCUCUACAUUCACAUGCUUGGCUACCCAGCUCAUUUUGGUCAGCUGGAGUGCCUCAACCUCAUUGCCUCUCCAAGGUUCACUGAUAAACGAAUUGGAUACCUUGGGGCAAUGUUGCUGCUUGAUGAACGUCAAGAUAUUCAUGUUCUCAUCACCAACUCCUUGAAAAAUGACUUAAACAGCCCCGUCCAGUUCAUUGUUGGCUUGGCCUUGUGCACUCUGGGUGCCAUUGCUUCGCCAGAAAUGUCACGUGAUUUGGCCUCUGAAGUUGAGCGGUUGCUCAAGUCCACCAACGCCUACCUAAGGAAGAAGGCGGCCUUGUGCGCUUUCCGAAUUAUCGGAAAGGUGCCUGAGCUCAUGGAAAUGUUUUUACCGGCUACUAGAUCCUUAAUCUCAGAUAAAAAUCACGGUGUUUUAAUUACGGGAGUUACACUCAUCAUCGAAAUGUGCGAACGGAGUCCAGACACUUUAAUCCAUUUUAAAAAGGAGCAUCGCGAGGUGGUACCCAGUCUAGUGCGCAUUCUCAAGAAUUUGAUUAUGGCAGGUUACUCACCAGAGCAUGACGUGUCUGGUGUGAGCGACCCCUUUUUACAGGUCAAGAUUUUGCGAUUGUUGCGAGUCUUGGGCCACAACGAUGCCGAAGCAUCGGAGGCGAUGAACGAUAUUUUAGCGCAGGUGGCUACCAAUACGGAAACGUCGAAAAACGUUGGCAACGCCAUUCUGUACGAGACAGUGCUAUCGAUCAUGCACAUCAAGUCUGAGAGUGGUUUGCGAGUGCUGGCCGUCAACAUUCUUGGUCGUUUUCUGCUCAAUAGCGAUAAGAAUAUACGAUACGUGGCGCUCAACACGUUGUUGCGCACCGUCCAUGCAGACAACUCGGCCGUCCAGCGACAUCGUGCCACUAUACUCGAGUGCCUUAAGGAUCCGGAUGUUUCGAUCAAGAGAAGGGCGCUGGAAUUGAGUUUUGCUCUAAUCAAUGGAUCAAAUAUCCGAGCAAUGAUGAAAGAGCUGCUAGCAUUUUUGGAGAAAUCUGAUGCGGAAUUUAAGGCGCAAUGCUCUUCUGGCAUAGUCAGUGCAACGGAGAGGUUUUCUCCUAAUCGACGGUGGCAUAUUGACACGCUUCUGAGAGUCCUCAUUGCGGCGGGCAACUUUCUACGAGACGACGUCGUUUCUAAUACCAUCCAAAUUAUUUCGGAAAGCACUUCACUCCAGGGCUACGCCGUGGGCCAGUUGUGGCGAGCUGUCAGUUGUUCUUCAGGAUCUUUACAACACGACGGGCAACCGGGAGAUCUUGACCUACAAGGGGCCACGUUGCCCAUUUCAGAACGUCAGCCAUUGGCCCAAGUUGCAUCGUGGUGUCUAGGUGAAUACGGCGAUAGUCUUAUCAAUGGACAUACCAAUGCCAACGAACAGGAAGAGCCCGUUGUUGCUGGGGAGGAUGAAGUGGUUGAUUUCAUUCAGGCCAUUCUAUCGUCUAGCCAAAGUACGAUCAUCACGAAGCAAUACGCAUUGACGGCUCUUACGAAGCUCAGCACACGUUUCAGCAUCACUGUCGGGCGAAUCGAGGAUAUCGUCAGUCGCUUUGGCACCCAUUUGAACGUGGAAUUGCAACAACGUGGUAUCGAAUAUGCCCAGUUGUUUACUAAGCACGUUGCUCUUCGUCCUGCCAUUAUGGAACGCAUACCGCCUAUGGAACAUAAAUCAUCACAACAGGGAUUGACGAACGGAAGUUCAGGUGGAGGAGGAACUUUAGUCAGCAAUGGCGACGACAACAUGUUAAUGGAUGAUUUAAGUUCGUUUACAACCACAAGCACGAGUCAUUCGGCACCAGCCACAAAAGAUUCGAAUUCUUUGCUCAAUCUACUGGGUGGAUUGGACAAUUUUGAUAAUGGGCCAUCGGCUCCGGUAUUUACCAACUCGAAAGCAUCAACUGCUCCAUCUACGUCCAAUCUGGAUCUGCUCGACUUGUUAGGUGGUUUGGACUUGAGUGGAUCAACCCUUUCUUCAGCUCCACUUAGCGGACCCCUCAUGACGACUCCAACAGGUUCUAGUACCAGCAGCUUAGUCAAUAAUAACUUGGCCAAUUUACUGAGUUCCCCAACGACCCAAAUGAGUGCCGCCGUCCCGCCUAGUUCUAAUUUCUUAAUCGACGGGUUCUUAGGGACUGCACCUACACCUUCACCAAAACUGCAAAACGUCACGGCCUAUGAUAAAAAUGGACUAAGAGUGGAUUUCUCUUUCGACCGCCCGGUCGACAACCCUAAUUUGGUGAUAGUCACGCUAACGGCCAGCUCAUCGUACGGUUCCACAGUGAGCGAUUUCCUCUUCCAGGCCGCCGUGCCGAAGACAUUCCAGCUUCAAAUGAUGCCUGCCUCGAGCACGGUUAUUACCUCUGGCAGUCCAGUCACCCAAGUCAUGCGCAUUCUCAACCCCACAAGAGCAGUACUAAAAAUGCGGAUCAAAUUGUCGUUUUCUCGAGACGGAAUGGCUGUUCAGGAUCAAGACGAAGUCAAAAACCUCCCAUCAGCCUUGUGGCAAUGAAUUUUUGUUUUUUAAAUCACAAGAUUUAAAAGAAAUAGCCAAAAACCCUCAAAAAAUGAAGAUUUGAGCGAAAAAAGGGUGAAAUGAU
Daphnia carinata is the source of this 3077-nucleotide messenger RNA. RefSeq names its product AP-1 complex subunit gamma-1-like (gene AP-1gamma). Gene Ontology annotation, cellular component: membrane coat; AP-1 adaptor complex; Golgi apparatus. Bases 239 to 2989 code for a protein of 916 amino acids. Gene Ontology annotation, biological process: receptor-mediated endocytosis; intracellular protein transport; Golgi to vacuole transport. The record is from RefSeq and is a predicted model, not a curated record. The transcript has 13 exons. NCBI's taxonomy places the organism in Eukaryota, Metazoa, Arthropoda, Branchiopoda, Diplostraca, Daphniidae. Gene Ontology annotation, molecular function: clathrin-cargo adaptor activity.